GUGGGCCGUUGGAAUUCAAAAGUGGCAUGGGUGGCGCCGGGCUGGCAGCCGCCGGAGCCCGUAGCGCGCGUGCUCUGCGUCGCAAGCGGGCGAUAGAACGCGCGUCCUGGGAUCCCCAGCGGCCAUUCCUCUUUCAUUGCGCUCCCCCGACGCGUGUGGGACGCAGGUGGACAUGGAGCCGCAGCAGAGGUCCCCCCUGUUAGAAGUGAAGAGGAACGUAGAGCUGAAGAGACCCCUGGUUAAGGCCUCUUCCCGGCUUCCUCUCUCAGGAAGCAGACUCAAGAGGAGACCUGACCAGAUGGAGGAUGCUUUGGAGCCUGAGAAGAAGCGGACACGAGGCCUGGGUGCACCGACCAAAAUUGCCACAUCCUACCCCAGAGCACCACCCCUCACCACAGUGCCACAGACCACAGCUCAAAAAGUUUCCAAGAAGACAGGGCCUCGGUGUUCCACAGCUAUUGCCACAGUGGUGAAGAACCAGAAGCCAGUCCCUGCUGUUGCUGUCCAGAAGCCUAGCACAUCAGCUGUUCCUCCUGUAGUGGGAGGAAAGAAACCCAGUAAACGUCCGGCCUGGGACUUAAAGGGUCAGUUACAUGACCUAAAUGCAGAGCUGAAAUGCUGUCGUGAGAGGAUUCAAACACUGGACCAGGAGAACCAGCAGCUGCGGGACCAGCUCAGAGAUGCCCAACAAGAGGCCAAGACCCUAGGACUAGAGCGUGGGACACUGGAAGGGGAGUUGGCCAGGGUACAGGCCCAGGCUGAGCAGGGCCAGCAGGAGCUGAAGAACCUCAGGGCCUGUGUCCUGAAUCUGGAAGCACGACUGGGCACACAGGAGAGCUUGGUUCAGGAACUUCAGAACAAACAGUUGGAAUUGCAGGAGGAGCGGAGGCAACUGACCUCCCGACUAGAAGACCAAGAGGUCUCCAUCCUGAUCACAAAUCCCCAUGGUACUCUCUGUCUCUUCUCCCAUGGACACUCCUUCCUGAGGCGGCUGCAGGUAUCAGAAGCAGCUCUGUCAAACAGCCGAGCAGAGGUGGCAUCUCUGCAGCAGGAGGCUGCAACCCAGGCAGCCUUACUGGCCGAGCGAGGAGAACGUAUCUAUGCACUAGAAAUGGAGCGCCGGCGACUGCACAACCAGCUUCAGGAACUUAAGGGCAACAUCCGUGUAUUUUGCCGGGUCCGCCCUGUCCUUCCAGGGGAGCCUACUCCACCCUCUGGCUUCCUCCUGUUUCCCUCUGGCCCUGGUGGGCCCUCUGAUCCUCCAACCCGCCUUACCCUCUCCCAGACUGACCAACGGCGUGGGACCCUAAGUGGGGCACCAGCCCCCACCAACCGCCACGACUUCUCCUUUGACCGGGUAUUCCCACCAGGAAGUGGACAGGAUGAAGUGUUUGAGGAGAUUUCCAUGCUUGUCCAGUCAGCCCUGGAUGGCUACCCAGUCUGCAUUUUUGCCUAUGGCCAGACAGGCAGCGGCAAGACCUUUACAAUGGAGGGUGGGCCUGGGGGAGACCCCCAGUUGGAGGGGCUGAUCCCUCGAGCCCUGCGGCAUCUCUUCUCCGUGGCCCAGGAUUUAAGUGGCCAAGGUUGGACCUACAGCUUUGUGGCAAGCUACGUAGAGAUCUACAAUGAGACUGUCCGAGACCUGCUGGCCACUGGAACCCGGAAGGGCCAAGGGGGCGAGUGUGAGAUUCGCCGUGCAGGGCCAGGGAGUGAGGAGCUUACUGUCACCAAUGCUCGAUAUGUCCCUGUCUCCUGUGAGAAAGAAGUGGAGGCCCUGCUCCGGCUGGCCCAUCAGAACCGGGCCGUGGCCCGCACUGCCCAGAAUGAGCGGUCAUCACGUAGCCACAGUGUAUUCCAGCUACAGAUCUCUGGAGAACAUUCUAGCCGAGGCCUGCAGUGUGGGGCCCCUCUCAGCCUUGUGGACCUGGCUGGGAGUGAGCGGCUUGACCCUGGCUUAGUCCUCGGCCCUGGGGAGCGGGAACGACUUCGGGAAACACAGGCCAUUAACAGCAGCCUGUCUGCAUUGGGGCUGGUCAUCAUGGCCCUAAGCAACAAGGAGUCCCACGUGCCUUACCGGAACAGCAAGCUCACCUACCUACUGCAGAACUCUCUGGGCGGCAACGCUAAGAUGCUCAUGUUUGUGAACAUUUCGCCACUAAAAGAGAACGUCUCUGAGACCCUCAACUCUCUACGCUUUGCCUCCAAGGUGAACCAGUGUGUUAUUGGUACUGCUCAGGCCUGCAGGAAGUGAAGAACAGAUCCAGAUAUUGUGUGUGUGUACUUGGGGUGGGUGCUGAGGGAUGCUUAAUUGGGUGGAGGGCGGUGAGCUAGUGUGUUAUUGCUACUGCUCAGGCCUGCAGGAAGUGAAGACGUAUCCAGAUCCUGUGUGUACUGGGGGGCGUGGGUGCUGACGGAUGCUUAAUUGGGUGGAGGGCACUGUGUAUAAACAAUAAAGACCAACAACAAAAAAAGUUUUUCAAAUAAAGGUUUUAUUGCAUUUGCUAAGGA
Microcebus murinus (gray mouse lemur) is the source of this 2508-nucleotide messenger RNA. The record is from RefSeq and is a predicted model, not a curated record. Lineage: Eukaryota; Metazoa; Chordata; Mammalia; Primates; Cheirogaleidae.